AUGCUCGCUACGACCAACUUGAAGCGCGGCGACUCGUCAGACCUGCGGUACGCACAUACGAGACUUCACAAGCAACGCGCUUCGGUCCGCCGCAGGGUUCGGGCCGCCAACAAGCGAGCGCAGAGGGAUGGCGGCAACCGGCAAGGGUCGUAUGGGACCGUGAAUGCCAAGGGCAACGGCGGAAGCAACAGAUAUGGGAUGGCCGAACACGAUAAUAGCACCAACAGCAACGAGGAUGACGAUACCGCGGGCGAAACAGAUGCCCUGUCGAGAUCAUUUGACUCGAGCGCAUCGACACAAGCCGACGAGGCCGACGGCGACGAGGGGGAGGCCGUGAUGUCCAAGACGUCGACGACGUACCUCCAGUCACCUUACUGGUGGCUGGGUCAGGUGCUGAUCACGCUGGGAGAGAUGGGCAACUUCCUGGCCUACGGUUUCGCGCCGGCUUCCAUCGUGUCACCGCUGGGCGUCGUGGCCCUCGUGUCCAACUGUCUCAUCGCGCCCCUCAUGUUCCACGAGCGAUUUCGACACCGCGACUUCUGGGGCGUCGUCGUGGCUGUCGGCGGCGUCGUCACCGUCGUCCUGAGCGCAAACACGCAGGAGAACAAGCUGAAGCCAGGCGACAUCCGGGACGCCAUCACAUCUCUAGAGUUCGAGAUAUACCUCGGCGUCACCGUCUUCCUCAUCGCCGCCCUCGCAUGGGCAAGCCCGAGGUACGGCAAGAACAACAUCCUCAUCGACCUCGGGCUCGUCGGCCUCUUUGGCGGAUACACGGUGCUGGCCACCAAGGGUGUUUCCUCGAUGCUGUCGUCGACCCUGUGGAGGGCCUUUGCGACGCCCGUCACCUACGCCCUCCUCUUUAUCCUGCUGGCCACGGCCAUCAUGCAGAUCCGCUACGUCAACAAGGCUCUCCAGCACUUCGACUCGACCCAGGUCAUCCCGAUCCAGUUUGUCAUGUUCACUCUGUGUGUCAUCCUGGGCAGCGCCAUCCUGUACCGCGACUUUGAGCACACGACGGCCAAGCAGGCCGGCAAGUUCGUCGGCGGCUGUCUCCUCACCUUCUUUGGUGUUUUUCUCAUCACGAGUGGACGCGACCAUGGCCACGAUGACGAAGACGGAGAAGACGGCUUGUCGGAGACGGAUGACGUCGAGGAGACUAUCGGCCUCGCACGUCGGGACAGCGCACAGCAUACUACGAAUGGCGACCAGCGGAGCACACCCGGGUCUGCAGUCCAGUCCAGUCGCUCCUCCCGAGCUGCCGUCUCUAGGCCUCGGUCCCCCGAAUACGAGAGCGACGCCAUCUCGCCGUGGACAUCAGGUCCCGGCGACGGCGCGGCCACGUUCAGCCCCGAAGCAUCUGCACCUCUCCUAGGCAGCAACCCGUGGGGGCUUGGAGAGACGCAUCUAGGCAAUGGGGACAGGACACGCUCAGCCGAUACCUUGAUCCGCGGAGGGUCUAUCCCUCCCCUCCCUCCUACGGGGCACACGCCAGCCGCCGCUACCACCACGAGAGAGGGCCUCCUAGCCCCAUCUUCGGACCAGCAGCUUCUCGUACCCUCGACGCCGCCCUCGCGCCACCACAGCGUGAGCUCGGCAGCACACCGCCACUCGGGACCCUUCAUCUCGCCCUCGCCCCUCGCGUCGACGGUCACGACGGUCAUGAAGGACGCGUUCCUGAUGGAAAACAGGCCACAGCUGCCCGUCCGAUCGUCGAUGCGCAACAUCCGCUCCAGGAUCCGCGCGAGUCUCUUCUUCGACGAGGAUGAGGACGGCAACAUAUACGCGCCCCUUGCCUCUGAAGACAGCAACAACCUCGCCCACGACCAGCCGAGUGCGCUACCUCCGCCGCCGAUGUUCAACCCAAGCGACGCGGGUACGAGUCGCACCCGUCUCGGACCUGGUUUUCAAGAGGGCAAUGGUGGCAAUACCGGGCGCACAAGAUCUCGCAGUCUGAGCGAUGCCCUGAGCGAGUUCUUCCACCCCCGGAAAAAGCAUGGCAGGGACGGUGAAUACGAUCACGAAGAAUCUGGGGCAUAG
Messenger RNA from Geosmithia morbida, 2037 nucleotides. Its product is annotated as Pfam:DUF803. NCBI's taxonomy places the organism in Eukaryota, Fungi, Ascomycota, Sordariomycetes, Hypocreales, Bionectriaceae. Gene Ontology annotation, cellular component: membrane. The transcript is spliced from 2 exons. Gene Ontology annotation, biological process: magnesium ion transport. The record is from RefSeq and is a predicted model, not a curated record. Gene Ontology annotation, molecular function: magnesium ion transmembrane transporter activity. Bases 1 to 2037 code for a protein of 678 amino acids.